This is a messenger RNA of Chaetomium fimeti, 750 nucleotides long. RefSeq lists its product as uncharacterized. The coding region runs from base 73 to 513 and encodes 146 amino acids. NCBI's taxonomy places the organism in Eukaryota, Fungi, Ascomycota, Sordariomycetes, Sordariales, Chaetomiaceae. The record is from RefSeq and is a predicted model, not a curated record. The transcript has a single exon.
UUUUUUUUUUUUUUGCUUCAAUUUCUUUUUUGGAACAAACGCCCUUUUUGGUUCUGCUUUAGAUACCUCUUUAUGCAUGGGCUUCUCGGGGUUAUGCCGCGUUUUAUGUUUUCCCCGUCGUUCUCGGUCUUCUACUCUCCAUACUUAACUAUAUAUAUAUAUACCAUGUGGAUGCGGGGUGGGGGUGUUGAUGAUGAUGGGACAUGGGCAUCGGCAUGGACUUGGGGUGGUUGGUAUAUUGGGCCCGGGCUCGGUUCGGGAAUGGAUCUUUGGCGUGGGUUACUUGUGGCCUGGCCUGCUUGGGUUGGAUUCUGGGUUUGGGAGGGUCGUGGAGCGAUUUGUGCAUACAUAGUUUUUUCAAGAUUGAAACCUGGCGUGCUGCGAUGGUUGGUCGGUUCGGUGUGGUUUGGCUUGGUCUGGUCUGGUCUGGUCUGGUUUGGUGUGGUGUUUUGUCGGUUUUGGCCGCGAGCGUCGUAUCACAUCAUAUAUGUUGGCUGGGUACUACUAGACUAGUGGAAUCUGAUACAGCCGGCUAGAUUCAUCGCUUUCCUUGUUACUUUGUGGAGAGUGGGCGGGUGGGAAGUAUGGGUUCCUUUUGGGGAGUGGCGGCGCUGCCUAUCUCUGUGCUGUUGGCGGUGUUGUCAGGGUGAGCAGUAACUGGGCGUGUAAAGGGGGUGGUUAUGUGUGCUAUGUCCGUUAGGGUAAUAGUAGUGAGCCAAGUUGAUUAAUCAACGUUAUCGACGCCUGGAA